UACCUAACAUACCUAUAAUAGCAAUAUUGUAUUUUGUUACUUUUAUACUUUGUGAUGUAAAGGUUUCAUCAUACGUUUUUGAUUUGCGUGUCAUCUCUUGUGAUGAAACAAAUAUAGUCAUCCUGUAUUUGUACGUAGAUUGUGUACUCCUAAUCGCAGUUUUAGUUCAACAAAAGCGAUAUAAUUUUAUAAUAAAAUAAUUGGUAUUGACCAGUGGCCACUACUGAUAUGUCCGAAUCUAAGGAAGACGAGGUUAGAAUUCCGGAUGUGAUCAUUGACACUAAGAACAAUAAGAAAUAUCAGAAAUGCAGCUUCCUAGGAAAGGGUGGUUUUGCAAAAUGUUAUGAAAUUAUUGAUAUGAGAACCAAGGAGGUAUUUGCAGGAAAAAUUGUGUCUAAAAAAUAUCUUUUGAGACACAACCAAAAAGAUAAAAUGACCCAAGAAAUAUUUAUUCAUAAAAUAUUGAAAAACAAAAAUAUUGUUUCUUUUCAUAGUUUUUUCGAGGAUCAUGAUUUUGUUUAUAUUGUCUUAGAACUUUGUCGAAAAAGAUCUUUGAUGGAACUUCAUAAGAGAAGGAAAACACUUACUGAACCUGAAACCCGUUACUAUGUGUAUCAAAUUCUUGAAGGCACAUUAUAUCUACAUCAACAAAACAUUAUUCAUCGGGAUCUAAAAUUAGGGAAUUUAUUCUUAAAUGAUGAAAUGGAGGUUAAAAUAGGGGAUCUGGGUCUAGCUGCUAAAAUUGAAUAUGAUGGUGAACGUAAAAAAACUUUUUGUGGUACUCCAAACUAUAUUGCUCCAGAAAUUCUCAAAAAAACUGGUCAUAGCUUUGAAGUUGAUGUAUGGUCUAUUGGUUGUAUUAUGUAUACACUGUUAGUUGGAAAACCACCAUUUGAAACAAACUCUUUGAAAGAAACUUAUGCUCGAAUUACGCGUUGUGAUUAUAAUAUACCUUCUCAUUUAAAUAAGAAUGCCAGUACUCUUAUUGAAAAAAUUCUCCAAUCUGACCCUAAAAAACGUCCUGUAAUUUCUGAAAUAAUGAAAGCUGACUUCUUUACAACUGGUUAUAUGCCUAAAAAGUUGCCACCAUCUUGCCUAACUAUGGCUCCUCGCUUUGAUUCUAUUAACUACAGAGAAUCAAUUUCUUAUCGUAAACCACUAAUUGAACUCAACAGUCCAAAAACUUCUGUCAUUAAGACUGCUUCAAAACCUCAAGACUCAGUUUUCAAAUCCCCGGUGUUGAAUGUGCCAAGCAAACCUUCUAUUGGAAAUGGUGUAUCUAAAAUUGACUGUAAAAAUUAUAUGAUUUCUCUUGAAAAAGAAUUGAGCAAUCUAUUGAAGUGUAAACCAUCUAGAACUAGAAUGAGAAACAUGGAAGAAACUACUGAUCCAGUUGCUCAACCUUUAAUUUGGGUUAGUAAGUGGGUUGACUAUUCUGAUAAAUAUGGAUUUGGUUAUGAAUUAUCCGAUGACUGUGUAGGUGUCAUGUUUAAUGAUUUUACCCGAAUUGUACUAUUGGCUAAUUUAAAGGAUGUACAUUAUAUAGAAAGAAAUGGCUCUGAACAAUACUAUACUAUUGAUCAUACACCUCAAACACUGGAAAAGAAAAUGAAAUUAUUAAUGUACUUUAGGCGGUACAUGAAUGAUCAUCUUAUCAAAGCUGGAGCAGAUAUAUUAGCUAAAGAUACAGAUCAGUUGAGUCGUACUCCAUAUUUGUACCAGUGGUAUAGAUCUAAUUCAUCAGUUAUUUUGCAACUCACGAAUGGGACUCUACAAAUAAACUUCACAGAUCAUACAAAAGUUAUAUUGUGUCCAUUAAUGAAUGCUGUGACUUUUGUUGAAGAAAAUAUUUUUCGUACAUACCGGUUUAAUACAAUUGCAGAAUAUGGCUGUAGUCCUGAAUUUGAAAAGUGCCUAGAAUAUGCUCACAAGAAAAUUGUUUCUAUUUUGAAAGAUCACCAAUAAUAAUUUACUAGUAUUUUUGUUUUUAAAUUCAGAAUAUUAAUUUAUGUUUAAAAAUUUAUAAGUUAAAUUCCAAAGGCCUUUUAUAGAUAGUAAAUUAUUUUUGUUAUUAGAUGAAUUAUACUAUAAUUUAUGUUUUUUUUUUAAUACUAAAUUCAUAUUUAUUUAAUAAUAAUUUUGUUUUUGUUAAAACUUAAAAAAUAUACCUACUUUAUUGUACAAAAAAAAAAAAAUG
This is a messenger RNA of Aphis gossypii (cotton aphid), 2197 nucleotides long. Its product is annotated as serine/threonine-protein kinase PLK1-like. Gene Ontology annotation, molecular function: protein binding; ATP binding; protein serine/threonine kinase activity. The transcript has 10 exons. Lineage: Eukaryota; Metazoa; Arthropoda; Insecta; Hemiptera; Aphididae. Gene Ontology annotation, cellular component: centrosome; cytoplasm; spindle pole. Gene Ontology annotation, biological process: regulation of cytokinesis; protein phosphorylation; mitotic cell cycle. The record is from RefSeq and is a predicted model, not a curated record. Bases 229 to 1965 code for a protein of 578 amino acids.